Messenger RNA from Penicillium canariense, 750 nucleotides. RefSeq lists its product as uncharacterized. The record is from RefSeq and is a predicted model, not a curated record. Bases 1 to 750 code for a protein of 249 amino acids. Lineage: Eukaryota; Fungi; Ascomycota; Eurotiomycetes; Eurotiales; Aspergillaceae. The transcript has 2 exons.
AUGAACUACUCCGCAACUUGUAAACAAAUUCUACGGAGUCAAGCCGCCCCACCCAGCACCUUCAUCACACAACGAGUCAUGCAGCAGCACAAUUUAGUUGAAGAGAACAUUCCCGCUGUCAUUUCCCAACUGCGCACCGAUCAUCAAGUGCCGGUAUUGAGCAAGUGUUUUGACGGUGGUCAGUGCCGAGUCUUCAAGGUAGAUUUCGCGGACGGCGACAGCUGGGCUGUUCGGGUGCCCCUUUUUGUCCGUAAUUCUUCGCGAGAAACCAUUCUCUAUCUGGUUGAAUCCGAGGCCUCUAUAAUCCAAGCGCUCGAGACGAAAGGGUUUCAGUGGGCUGCGAAACUCCGCGGCUGCAGUCGCACAUUCGACAACCUCGUCGGAUACCCCUUCCUUGCCCUAACCUGGAUUCCAGGUAGUCCGCUUCUGUGGUCUGACAACUUCCCGGCGCGACCUCUUCGGGACAAAGUCCUGAACCAAGUCGCGGGAAUACACGCAUCACUGAUCGAAUGUACUCAGGAGACGAGGGCCGCUGCCAUAGACCAUUAUACGAGGAUCAUCCACAAUAAAAUCCGUCGAGUCUGCAGUGGACAACUUCCCGAGAUCACAGAACAGGAGUGCUCCGACCAGCUGGCCCUUCUCCCUGGUGUUCUGAUGCCGGAACUGGAGAGCGCGCCCUUCGCCAUGGACCACGGCGAUCUUUCAUCCCAGAAUAUCAUGAUAGAUGCACAACACAAUGUGACAGGGUAA